GUACGGGCUGCCAGAGGAACGUGUUAGAUAUUUUACUAAUAUAGUAGUUUUGGUGCUCGGAAGAAUCGAACAGUAUCUCAUUCAAGUUAUUGGAGAGUGUUUGUGUUAAGGUGCUCUGUACUCUACCUGGUGUAUUAUAAAGAACUAAAAUAGUCUAUUACCAGGAAAAGGAGAACUGUUAUAUGUAGUCAUCAGAAGUAACUGUGUAUUUAUGUCAUCUAAUGUCAUCUUUACUUGUUUUGCCGAUGGAUGAUGGCAUCAACACAAAGAGCAUGGAAAUUACAAGAAUUUGUUGCCCAUGGAUCCAGUGUUCGUUGUUUAGCCUUUGGGAAGAAAUCUGGCCGGGUCAUGGUCACUGGAGGAGAAGACAAAAAAGUCAAUCUUUGGGCAGUAGGAAAACCAAACUGUAUCAUGAGUCUGACUGGUCAUACAACUGCAGUUGAAUGUGUUAAGUUUGGUCAAGUAGAAGACAUGGUCUGUGCUGGCUCUGUGGCAGGGACUAUGAAGAUUUGGAACUUGGAGGAAGCAAAAAUUCUCAGGACAUUAACUGGACACAAAUCAAACGUGAAAUGUCUGGACUUCCAUCCCUUUGGUGAAUUUCUUGCCUCUGGUUCAUUAGAUACCACUUUAAAGCUGUGGGACAUCAGAAGAAAAGGUUGUAUCUACACAUACAAGGGCCAUGAUAAACCAGUCAAUACCAUUAAGUUUAGCCCUGAUGGAAGAUGGAUUGCUUCUGCUGGAGAUGAUGGAACAAUUCAGCUUUGGGACCUGCCUGCAGGGAAGAAGCUAACAGAAUUCAGAAGUCAUUCAGGCCCUGUUGUGGAUAUUGAGUUCCACCCUAAUGAGUUUCUUUUAGCAAGUUGCAGUACAGACAGGUCAGUCAGAUUUUGGGAUCUGGAAAGUUUCCAGCAAGUUUCCUCUAUUGAAGGAGAGACUGGACCUACCAGGUGUAUAUAUUUCAACCCAGGUGGGGAAUGCCUUUUUUACGGAGCUCUAGAUGUUCUCAAGGUGUAUGGGUGGGAACCAUCUCGCACCUACGACACCCUUGUGUUGGGUUGGGGAAAAGUUACUGACAUAUCCACAUCUCAGAACCAACUGAUUGCUGGAGCGUUUUCCCUUACGAAUGUGUCUGUGUAUGUAGUAGACCUGAAGAGGGUACGGCCAUUUGGCAUUCCUCCAACUAGUAGAGCCAAAUCAUUUGAAUCACAGCCAGCCUUUUCGCCAAAUGGCCAAGUUAGAAAAAGCUUCAAUAGAAGGCGACCAGUAGGCAAAGAAGCAUUAUCUCUAAAGGUAAAGUCUGUAGAAAAUUCUGACUCUGCUAUUUCUCAGUCGGACUCUGGAGGUGAAUCUCAGUCGUAUGCUGAAAUAAAGGAGCAAGGCUACUACAAAGAAAUCUUUCAUCCUUCCAAAGUUUACCUUGGUGAGAACAAGAAUUUGCAGUCAGAAGAAACUAAAACAGCAGAAAAGCUUACACCAGCUCCAUUUGUGGCACCUGUGCAAAAGUCUUCCAGUCCCAUCGUGGGAAGAAAGCCAGAGAAGAUGUCAGCUAUAACUACCUCCAUUCCAGACAGUGGCAGUUCACUGUCUUCUCCUAGUCUCAAUUCCACAUACACUAUAGUUAAACCAAUACCUAUAGUGCCUGAGAAAGAAAUUCAUCCUCAGAAGGCUGUGGUGUUUAAUGAGGAUCAGUAUAUACCAACUUUCAGUUUUUCAAACUUGAACAAUUCAGUCCCCGUCCAGAAACCACAGAAAAGAUCAAGUAACUCUGUGAACUUUGUACCAGAUCAACGUGACCACCCAGCAGAACUUGACAUGGAAGCUUUUUUGCCUAAACAUUUACAAAGUAAUCUUUGCAUCAGAGGUCAACCUCAGCCACAGUUGUCAGAGGCAGAAGCCAUGUCCUCCAUCUUUAAAGGCCACCAGUCAAUAAUCCAGGGUGUAAGUAAAAAUGCCCAGAGUAUCAAAUUCUAUAAGGUGAAGCUUUGGAACCUGAACAUCUGUCAGUUAUUGCUACCUACCAUUUAUGAUUUAUUACAGAGUAAAUUUGAAUCAUAUAUAUCAGUAGGAUGCACCAGUCUUAGACUGAUCCUGAAGAAUUUUGUUUCUGUGAUAAAAACCAAUGUAACAGCACCACCUAGUGUUGGAGUUGACAUUAGUCGUGAAGAAAGACACAACAAGUGUGCUAGCUGUUACAACCACCUUCUAUCCAUCCGAGCAUUCCUCUUAAAACGACAAACCAUGCAAGGAAAACUUGGGCAUUCAUUCAGGGAGCUCCAUAUGUUAAUGCAAGGCCUAUAGUGAUUCUUUUUUCAAUUUAAGAUAAUAAAUGAGUGCCUAGAAACAUUUUAAAUGUUAUACUGAAGUCAAUUAAAAAGACUUGAGUGAUUGUAGUAAUUUAAAAAGUUGUGCUGAACAAUGUCCAAGAUUAUUUAAAAAUGGUAGUGAACCUAAGUUGCUUAUCACAUCUUCAAUGAAGUUGUAAUUGGGACAUUUAAAGUUUCAGCGAUUCUUAAGAAGUACUUACCUCUUUCUGGUUCCUAACAUUUGAAAGACACCACGGAACACGUAGUUUUUCAGAAGGUUUUUGAGAAUCAUUUUAAGGUUGUACUUAAUCAUUCUGCUUUCUAGUUUUUCUUUACUUUGUGUUGUGGAUCCUGUUAAUCACAUGAGAAACAUUUAGAGGGUGCAUCUGCAAUGCCAGGAACUAAAGCUUAGUUGAUUUUGGGUAGAAAGUUUACUAAAAAUUUUUUGAACAAUGGACCUGAAUUUGUACAGAAAGUUUUAAAUUGUACAUGUAUUUGCUUUCUCAUAAUAUAUCUUUUCAACUGCUGUGUAGUAUUCAUUCUAAAUUUAUGAAUGAUUUCCAUUGUAAGAAUAUUUUGAAUAUUAUACAUUCAGAUCAGUAAACAAAUAAUUGCUUUAAAAACUGUGUAGAAGUCAAUAAUGAUGUGGAAUAUAUAUUUCAGUUUAACAAUCAAAAUUUCUGUGGAUUGUCAUUGAAUCUGUUUUAUUUAAAGUUUAUCAUGUUACAAGUGUGUUACAUUAGCACAUGGCUUGAUGUUAAAACAGUUUUUAUAAGAUUUAGUAAGUACUGUAAACUAUAGAUAUAUGAAAGAUAGUUUCUGUUUGACUAUAUAUAUCAAGUUACCUCUGCCAUUUGGUAUGAUCUUAACUAAACGUUUAGAAAAAAUAAAUUAUUGAUUAAUACGGCACAUGUCUUAAAUAAUUAUUUAAAAUUUUAAUCAUUUUGUUUUAAUUAACUUUGGUUCCCUUGUUUCUGAGUUAAGGGCUCAAAUAUUGUAAAAAAAAAAUAUAUUUGCAUCAGUAAUUUACUUACUUAGUUCUUAAAGUAAAAAUAAUGCAUUCUCUCAGGCACGUUGGUAAAAAUCAAUAAAAAAGAAUAACUUGCAUAUCAUUUGCCCUUUAGUAAAGAAAACGAAAAUUUAAAAUGUUCUGAAUGAAAUAAGGUAUGCGAGAUGAUUAUAUAAAUUGAAAUUUAUUAUUAGAUUACUGUUAAGCUUAAAUUUAAUAUUAAUUUUGAUUUUUUUUUAAAUACUGUUUUAGAAAAUUAUUGCUAAUAAAGCAAGUUAGUUCCAUUUUACUUUUGGUAACAGAGAUAUGCUUUUUUUUUAAAUUAGUGUUAUUAUGCAUUUCAAUUAUUUUUACUUUUUUCUGUGGAGUUUAAAAUUUUAUAACUUCAGCUUAACACCACCUACAGGUGAAACUAACAAAACUUAAUUUAUGUAAAGUCAAACAGUGCCAUAUUUUUGUAUGGAGUUUAGUGUUUACAGGCAUGGAAAGUAAACAUUUCAAAAUAAAGGGUACUAAUUAAGUACACAAACUUCAUUUGAAUGACUAAUGUCUUUGGAAUAACAAACGUUUUGUAGGUUGUUCUUUGGUUAAGUUGGUUAGAAAUGAAUUUGUGUUUUUCUUUUCAGACAACAUUAAUAUUAUGACAGUGGAAGUAGUUGGCAAUAAUUUAUAUUUUUCAUUGAAAAUCUGUUAUUAAAUUGAUUUACACAACCAAAUAUUCAGCAUCAUAAUUAUUUUACUUGAAAUUUGUAUUUGAAAGAAACUUCAGCUGUGACUCCUCCUCAAGAAAAUAUUGAUGUCCUGAAGGAAGUAGGACAUAUUAUAGGUUAAAAUAUAAAGACAAACUUGUAUGUAUUUAUUGAAUUCUAUGUCUAGAACGUUUAAUAGUUAAGACAAAAAUCUUGUUCAGUAAAACCAUCUGAAAAGCUAGCAAACUUUACUCAAAUAUGUCUCAUUUUCUUUUAAAAGCUCAUUGUCUAGUAGUACUUACUCAGUUAGUUAAUUUAUUAUCAAAAGGUAAUACUUUUAUGUAUAUUGAUUUAGAUUUUAAAAGUGCUUGUAAGGACAUGUAGCAGUGGUGCUGAAUCACUUUUUUUGUCAUCUUUUGAUUCCUUAUGCAUCAUGCUGUUGUACAAUUUUCCAUUCUUUUUUAUAAUAUAUUUAUCAUUUGAUUUUUUUUUAAAAC
This is a messenger RNA of Limulus polyphemus (Atlantic horseshoe crab), 4498 nucleotides long. RefSeq names its product katanin p80 WD40 repeat-containing subunit B1-like. Bases 250 to 2298 code for a protein of 682 amino acids. NCBI's taxonomy places the organism in Eukaryota, Metazoa, Arthropoda, Merostomata, Xiphosura, Limulidae. Gene Ontology annotation, cellular component: katanin complex. The record is from RefSeq and is a predicted model, not a curated record. Gene Ontology annotation, biological process: microtubule depolymerization; microtubule severing. Gene Ontology annotation, molecular function: microtubule binding. The transcript is spliced from 19 exons.